Molecule: messenger RNA, 1140 nt
Organism: Heteronotia binoei (common prickly gecko)
Lineage: Eukaryota; Metazoa; Chordata; Lepidosauria; Squamata; Gekkonidae
Gene: MAF1
Product: MAF1 homolog, negative regulator of RNA polymerase III
Exons: 9
Coding region: 337-1098 (253 amino acids)
Biological process (GO): negative regulation of transcription by RNA polymerase III
Cellular component (GO): nucleus
Molecular function (GO): RNA polymerase III core binding
Source: RefSeq, a predicted model, not a curated record
GUUCCGUCGCUGGCUUCGCUCUGAGGGAAGGCGAUCCGGGGGGCGAUCCGGGGGGCGCGAUCAGCGGGCAGCACCGUCCCGAGCACUCGGGGACAUGUCGAGGCGGGCAGGGCCCCGGAGGGCCGCUUGGAGGAGACGGACGGCGACGACGGCUGAGACGGCGCUGACGCCGAGUUCGAGUUCCCUCCGGAGAUUGCACCGCUCGACGGUCUUCUGCCCUUGAAGGAGUUCGGCCGCGAGCGGAGAAAGAGGAAGCGGCCCCGGGCGCCCACAGCAGGAAGUUUCAGUCGCAGAGCCGCACCAUUGAGGAUUAUUCUGGCCCCAAGAGGCAGAACAAUGAAGCUGUUGGAAAACUCACGUUUUGAAGCGCUGAACUCUCAGCUGACAGUGGAGACAGGAGAUGCGCACAUCAUUGGCAGGAUCGAGAGCUACUCGUGCAAAAUGGCUGGGGACGACAAGCACCUCUUCAAGCAGUUCUGCCAGGAGGGCCAGCCCCAUGUCCUUGAGGCCCUGUCACCCCCUCAGACCACUGGGAUCAGCCCCAGCAGGCUCAGCAAGAGCCAGAGCGGCGAUGAGGAGGGGCCGCUCAGCGACAAGUGCAGCCGCAAGACUCUCUUCUACCUGAUUGCCACCCUCAACGAGUCCUUCCGUCCCGACUACGACUUCAGCGCUGCCAAGAGCCACGAGUUCAGCCGGGAACCGAGUCUCAACUGGGUGGUGAAUGCUGUGAACUGCAGCCUCUUCUCUGCCGUGCGGGAGGAUUUCCCUGCCCUGAAGCCCCACCUCUGGGAUGCUGUGGAUCAGGAGAUCUGCCUUUCAGAGUGCGACAUCUACAGCUACAACCCGGAUCUGGACUCUGACCCGUUUGGCGAAGAGGGCAGCCUGUGGUCCUUCAACUACUUCUUCUACAACAAGCGGCUGAAGCGCAUCGUCUUCUUCACCUGCCGCUCCAUCAGUGGCUCCAUGUAUCCCCCCCCAGAGGCAGGCAACGAGCUGGACAUGGAGCUGAGUGAGGAUGAGGCGGAGGAGUCGGUGGAGGCCUGUGACCAGGAAGGGAGCAGCAUCGAGGAAAACCGGAAGCAAGUGAUCUGCAUGUGAUUGGCUGGGCCUCCCUUGCCCGAGGAUGAUGCCUCCCUGGAG